UGAAGCUAUAAGCUCUGAAAAUUAUUUCAGUCCUUCUGAAGUCCUCGGAAGGAGUGGUGUGUCUCAGUUCUUCGUCAAAGUCGCGUUCUUUUCAAUUUUUUGCUCUCUAGUCUUUGGUGUCUCUUGGUGUAAUGGCAGUCAGUGUUAUUAGUGAAUAGAAACUUUCGUGCUCGUGUUAUCUUGAUGGGGAUAUCUGAAAAUAAAGCUUGCAACUGCAAAGCCGAUAAGGUCAAAGGGGACGAUAUCUUCUCGCCUUUGAAAGGAAAAAUGAAGGUCCUCAAGAAAAUCAAAAGGCGGAUGGGAUUAGCUUCAAGGUCUGGAUCUAAUGGAGGUGGAACUAACAAUUUGCCCCCAUUGCUGUUCCACAACGUCCACGGGGAGAAUAUCAGGAUUUCGAGGGACGGAACGAUCGCGAGACGAGUUGAGAGUUUUUGCAAAGGCAUCGCUUUCAGCUCGCGCCCAGUCAAAGUCAACGAAAAAAUUUGUAUCAAAUUUUUGGAAAUUUCCAACAACUGGAGCGGCGUUAUUCGGUUCGGGUUCACGUUUAACGACCCGAGUAGUCUACGGUACGGACUUCCAAAAUACGCCUGUCCGGACCUGACCAACAAGCCUGGCUACUGGGCUAAGGCCCUCCCUGAGCGCUUCUGCAGCCAAAACACCGUGUUAUUCUACUACGUCACUUCGACUGGUGACGUCCAUUUCGGAAUCAACGGUGAAGAAAAAGGGAUUUUUUUCAGUAGUGUUGAAACGCGAGGCCCCUUAUGGGCCCUGAUCGAUGUUUAUGGCAACUCAACUGCGAUCGAAUUCGUUGAUAUCCGCCACCAGUUGAACAAUUCUCGCCGGAAUAUUGCCUCAAACAGUUGCGAGAAUCCGCCUGAAGAUGUGGACCGGAUCAUCUAUCGCAUGGAGCAAGUGCAUAUCCAGCAGAGGGACAACGAGGACUUGUCCCUGCCUCUCUUGCGGUACCAACCCCCCCAGCUCAAUUUCAACCCCAUGAUGCUGCACCGGACCCGGGGUCGGAACGUGCGCUUCGGGAGCACGCGGAACAACGCCUACAGAACGGACACGGAGUUCUGCCAAGGCUACGUCUUCACGGCCAGGCCUUUGCAGUUGGGCGAACGCGUCGUGGUGCAGAUCCUAGCCACGGAGCCCAUGUUCCAAGGCUGUCUAGGCCUGGGCCUCACCUCGUGCGACCCCGCGACCCUGCAAUCGGGCGACCUCCCCGACGACUCCAAUUUCCUGCUCGACCGUCCCGAGUACUGGGUUUUGAGCCGCGACUUCGCCCGCAAUUUGAACAAAGGCGACGAAAUCAGCUACUGCAUUUCGCCGACCGGCGAAGUGCAAAUCAGCCGCAACGGUGACAGCCCGCUGGUCGUCAUCCACGUCGACCAGACGCUGCGUCUUUGGGCGUUUUUCGACAUUUACGGGUCCACGCAGCGAAUCCGCGUCUUGAGCUGUCCGGCUCCCGUGUCCCCGGUGCGGAACUUCGAGCGCAGGAUUAUCUCGCCUUCGGCCACCGAGUCCAUGAACAGCAUCAAUAGCCAGUCGGAAAUUCGGCGGAAUUCGGUCAUGCAGUCGAAUUCGAGGUUGUGUUGUGUGGCGCCGGCCGAUAUCCAGGUGCAGCCCGCGACGAAUGGCGGGGCUGUGCUCUCGGUCAUCCUGCCACCAGCUCAUGCCAAUUUCCUCAAUCAGCAAACACAAACUGUGCAUGUUAACCACCAGAAUUCCGUGCAUACGCAGAAUGGACAUGGGCCGCAUCCUAGUUAUGUCGGGCCUGCGAUCCCCAUUUCGCCGGUGGUGGCGCCCGUGCCCAACCUACAGCCCACCGGGACCAUGAUCUCCACCUGCAGCAGUACUUACGUCGAGCCGAUCUCCGACUCGAGUUCGUACUCGACGCCGCUGGGCUGGGCCGAGGUGAACGGGGCGACGGUGGGCACCGGCACCGAAUGCACGAUAUGCUACGAGAACUCAAUCGAUGCCGUCCUUUAUAUGUGCGGGCACAUGUGCAUGUGUUACGAAUGUGCGCUGCAACAAUGGCGGGGCAAAGGUGGAGGGCACUGCCCUUUGUGCAGGGCCGUAAUUAGGGACGUGAUUCGUACGUACAAGUCGUAGACGCUGUCUGGUUUUAGUAUUAUUGCUAGUGACUAGCUCAAGAAGAGAGAGAAUAUAUUUUCAUCGUUUUCCAAGUUACUACAUGAAACCUAAGUUAUUAUAAGUGCUUCCAUUUGAGACAACUGCCUAAAACCAGAGUUUUAAGUGCGGAUGGUGAAAAGACUGAACCUCGUUGAUUGCUGGAAUACUAUUUAAUAUAUUUGUCCUGUCCAUUUGUUAAUGUGUUUAUAACGUUUAGUUGUUUUAUUCAUAUGGCUAUUUUUAGUUUGUAAUAAGACCAAAGAGAGCAGUAAAUUAGUCACAACUGCUGGAUCAUUUGUAGGUUCGCGGAGAGUGAACGUAGUCAGCUGCCGAUGCAGUUUAAACUUAUUUAUUUAUUUUAUCAAACACAAAAUUAUUCUUAUUAUUUAUAGUGCUCCUACAAACUACUCAAUGUUAGAGGUUUAUUUGACUAUUCUCAGACUCGACUUUCGUAUCCCGACCUAUUGUUGAUGUUUUGAGGCAUUUGCAGAGUGUAUAACAAGUGAUAAACAUUCCUAUGAAGAAUUAAAUACUUUACUGGCCAGUUCUUAUUUUUUAAUCAGGCAUUCUUAAGUGACUCCGUUAUUCGAAAACUGACACUUUCGAAGAUGGAUCUUUUGUAUAAUAGUAUUUCUAGUCAUAAGAAUGUGCUGACUUAGUUCGACAUGUUAGUUCAAUUAUUAUACUAUUAUUCUUAAAUAAAAUGUUAUCUAUUACUAAUUUUAAA
Messenger RNA from Tribolium castaneum (red flour beetle), 2860 nucleotides. RefSeq names its product neuralized (gene neur). The transcript has 4 exons. Gene Ontology annotation, molecular function: ubiquitin protein ligase activity. The record is from RefSeq and is a predicted model, not a curated record. Lineage: Eukaryota; Metazoa; Arthropoda; Insecta; Coleoptera; Tenebrionidae. The coding region runs from base 184 to 2112 and encodes 642 amino acids.